AUGGAGAAGAGAAAGACACAAAAAAGUGCUUCAGUUAUUGAAGCUGAAAAAAAGGUAAGUUAUGAAGGAACAAGUAAACGCCAAGCAAUAAAUAAUUCAGAAAUGGCAUCAACAGAGACAACAGAUAAAAUAAAAAAUCAAAUAGGAAGUGUCUCUUCCUCAAAAAAGAAAAAAUUAUAUACAACUGAUUAUCCAGACAAUCAAAAACCAGAAGAAAAAGAAGAGAUUGAUUCAGUUGUUGCAUCUAUCAAAGAAGAUAUUAAAGAAAGUGAAAUAAAAAUUAUGAAAAUGCAAAACCGUAAAAAUGUUGUUAAACCAAAAGGAAAAAAACCAAAUACAAAACAAAAAAGUGAUAAACGUGAUGAAGCGGUUCAACAAAAUAUAGAAAAAGCAGAAUCAGAAGAAAUUACUAAAAGUGAUACACAAGUUAUAAUUAAUGAAGAAAAAAAACGUUCUGAAAUAAAUCUUUCUGAAGAACAAGUUAAUGAAAAAAUUGUUUCACAAGAGAUUGGAGUCAAAGAGACACAAGAAGAACACAAUCAAAAUAAUUUCAUUAACUCUCAUGAAGAAAGAUUAAUAGAGAAUGAGAAAGAUAUUGAAAAUACAAAAGAGCUUCAAAAACUAGAUGAAGAAAUUAAUAGAAUCAAGAAAGAAAACGAAGCUAAGAGAAAAAGAAUUUAUGAGAUGAAAGAGGCACAAAAAACACAAAGAGAUAAUGCAAAUGACGUAGAAAAAAGAAGAGAUAAUACUGAAUUAAGAAUUAAGGAGAUAUUGAAGAAUGUAAAUGAUAAACAAGAAAAAAUUGAAAGAGUAUUAAAUGAAAUUAAAACAAUUUGUUAUAAAGAACGAAUUGUUAUAAAUAAAGAAAUUAGUUCUAUUGAAGAAAUUGAAAUAGGUAUUGAAGAACAAAACAAAGAAAAUGAACAAAUGGUUGAAAAUAUGAAAAGGUUAGAAGACUAUUUUGUCCAACAAACAAAUGAGUUUAAGAAGAUAAUAGCAGAAGAGAGUAAAAAAAGGCAAGAAGAACAAAAGAAAGAAGAAACAAUGAAACACCAAUUAAAUGAGUUAAAAUACAAUAAAGAAAUUGGAAUUUUGAAAGAGAAAGAGUUAAUGCAACAAAAUGAUGAUAAACAAAGUGAUAAAGAUGAUUUAAUGAAAGAAAUUCAAGGAUUACAAGAAAAAUUAAAUACUAAAAAAAAAGAAGGAAUUGUUAUAAGAAAUGAAGAAGAAAAGAAAAUAAAGGAAUGUAUUGAUAUGGAAAAAGAAAUUAAAGAAUUACAAGAAAGUCAUUUGAGAAUAGAAGAACAAUGCAAAGUAUUAAAAUCAUAUGUGGAUAAAUUUAAUGAUAAAAAAUGGCUUUGUUUAAUGAAAGAAGAAGAACAAAUCGAGCUAUUAGCUACUAUUGUUGUUCAAUAUAAAUUAAGUCAUCAACAAGUAUAUGAAAAAUCAGUUAUUCAAAUAUUUGAUGAAAUAGUUUCAAAAAAGGUUCCAAUAAAUGAAUGGAAAAGUUAUGUUGUUGGUGCAUUAAACAAUUAG
Molecule: messenger RNA, 1536 nt
Organism: Entamoeba nuttalli P19
Lineage: Eukaryota; Evosea; Mastigamoebida; Endamoebidae
Exons: 1
Coding region: 1-1536 (511 amino acids)
Source: RefSeq, a predicted model, not a curated record